This is a messenger RNA of Linnemannia hyalina, 4935 nucleotides long. Lineage: Eukaryota; Fungi; Mortierellomycota; Mortierellomycetes; Mortierellales; Mortierellaceae. The record is from the annotation of a GenBank genome assembly.
AUGGCCGAUAUCCAAGCACGGUCGAUGGAAAACCAGUUGUUACCUCCAAGCCCUUCCUCUACUCAGAUGCCCCACUCUCAUCAAUUGACACAGCUCCAGCGCUCCAGCUCAGGCGCAGGUGACCAGGAUGGUCUUUUCUCUAGUGCCAUGGAUGCAGGCUCAACGCUGACCCCUGACUGGAUUCAAUCGUCCAACGACUACAACAACCUGACCUCGCUCGGCUUCGACACCAUGUUCUCCUUUAACGGACAGGCUGACUCUUUCCCUAUUGAUCACACAGAGUUCGCUUCCAAUGAUUUCGGGUUUCCUCCAGGCAUGGCAGCGCCCGUUUCAACCAUCUUUGACACGACCUCCUCGAGCACCGUUAUAACGGGGCCCACUCUCGAUACCAGCUCAGCCCAAGGCAUCAUGGAUACAUCCUUUCAGAGCGGCAACAGCAACAACGGCCAGACCGCCAGCGCCCACGGGUCUCCUGACACCAACAGCCACGGCCAUAUCGCCAGUCUAGGUCUCGGCUCUAGCAUUAACAUGGAGCAUAAAGCCAGCAACAGCAACUCUCCCUCGCUCUUCUCCUCAUCGUCUACCAUGGAUGCGGCAGAAUUGAUCAACCUGAACAUGGCCCUCAAGCCUCAGUAUAUGAACCGGCUCAAGGCCUCAGCCUCUGCAACCCUUUCCAACACCCUGGCUCAACCAUUGCCAACGAUGCAGCAACAGGGACAGCAACAGCAACAGCCCCAACUGCAAUCGCAGCAGCAGCAACACCACCAACAGCAACAACAACAACAUCUACAUUUGCAACAGCAGCAACAUCAUCAACAGCAUAUGCAACAACAACUGCUGCAGCAGUCCAUGCCUCAACAUCCGUUUCAAGAUCAAGCGUUUGCUGCUCCCAUGGACCUGUCUCAACCUCUCCCAGUCUCGACUUCGUCUUCGUCACAGCAACACCCAACGUCGGUCUUCAGCAGACACUCCCCCACAUCUCAGUCACAGCCACAGUCGCAGCAGCAGACUCACCCAUUCAUGUUUGCCCAAGAUCAGACCUCGUCCUUUCAGCUUCCCUUCCACCCGCACCCACCCCAGCACAUGGAUGAAGACUCGCUGCAUCAGAACCACCCUUUUGGUCACUCGCGUCCACUAUCCAUGGGAGGCACCACACACCAGCAGCAGUUUGAGGACAUGCUGUUCCACCAACAACAGCAACAACAGCAGCAACAGCAGCAGCAGCAACAACCACAGAUGAGCUCAGACAUGAAGGGGCACUUCCGACACUCGUCUUCGCCCAACCUCUCUGACAUGAUCAAGCAGGAGAAACCUAUGCGGCAACGUGCCCACCUGCAGCAGCAGCAGAUGCAAUUACACCACCAACAAGAGUCGUUACAGCUCUCCCAGCAACAACAACAACUCCAACAGCAGCAGCAGCAGGGUAUCCACGCCUCCAGCAUUCACCCCUUUUCGACACACGCUAUGAACGCCAAAAACAACGCCAUGCCACCAGUUCGCACCAUCACCAAGCGACCCAGCGACCUCCAUGUCGACAUUUCAGGACGGUCGAGCUCAUUCCGUCUUAGCGGUGAUGUCAGGAAUGGCGACUUUCGGUUUGGAAACGAAGGGCGCGAGACAACAGACACGACCUCGGCGCCUCUUUCGCCGACGACGGCGAAUAUGACUGCACCUCUAACGCCCGCCUUUUUCUCUCCAGCCUUUGGAGAGGCAUUGGGCAGCCCAGGCUCGAUUCUGUACCAAAACAGCCCAUUCAUCUUGAGUUCGCACGAUCGGAGCCGGGCCUCGAUCCAGACGGAUACCUCAAUGGGUUCGUUCAUGGACAUGCAGGCCUCGAGCGCGUCGUCUCCGUCCUCGCUGGGUUCGCUCAGCGAGGUCGGCCACCGCAUGUUCAGGAACUCAACGGACUCGAUGCAGGCGCCCGUGGAAACAGUCACACCCAUGGACAUUGCUCGCGGCUUAGGUGAUAUGACCGGCAGCGACAUGACCUUCUUGGACAAGACCUCGACCAUCUCCAACCCAACAGCUAUCAAACACCGCGACUCGUUCUGUCACUCCCCAGACCAUAUCGACCCCCACAACGUCGAAGUCAAGCCGAGUUACUUUUCGACUUACCAGGACGAGCUCAAGAACGUCAAGAUGGAGAUGGUCGCCACCCCGGAUAUUGACCAUGAUCAUGACGGUAUCCGCAACGUCUUUAGGGAUGGAUCCAUCGGAGAUACGCCCAACACUCCUGGUGGAAGUGUUAAUGGAAGCCCUAGUGGAAGCGUCCCAUUUGCACCUAAGAUGGCGAGGAAGCGUCGUUCGAACGAGGCUGUCUCUUGCUCCCCUGCGGCCACUUCUUCGAACGCAAGCAGUCCUCCCCGUCCUGCUCGUAGUCGUACUAUUUCGACUACCUCAUCCAUGGUGGACGAUAAAGAUGAGCCUACCGAGUUCUCCAAGUCUGUUUGUUACGGCCCCGCUGCUUCUCUCAAGCCCAUCAUGCUCACUCGCGACCUCAAGCCGCCUUCCACCAAAGCCAUGAGGACAAUUAUCAAGCGGUUCUUGGCAGCCAAGACGCCUGGAUUGGGCGGCGAAAAGUCAGUGUUGAUCUUGACAUCCAAGGUGGCACAAAAGUCGUAUGGAACGGAGAAACGGUUCUUGUGCCCUCCCCCAACGACGAUGCUUCUGGGUAGCAACUGGUGGUCUGCACCCCUGUCGGAUGACACCCCUGUUCCUAUCCCUCCCAAGAUGGUGGUGUCGAUCUGCGGUGAGGCCGGAAGCCAACAAGGAGUGAUCGACUGGACGACUACCAAGGACGACACUGUUACGCCCAUUGUUACUGGCAAAUGUGUCUCGAAGCAGCUGUAUAUCAACGAUGCCGAUGAGAAGCGCAAGAGGGUCGAAGUGUUGGUGAAGUUUAUGAUGGCCGGCGAUCUGGAGCUGGGCACGUUUGCCAGCAAGCCCAUCAAGGUCAUUAGCAAGCCCAGCAAGAAGCGACAAAGCAUCAAGAACAUGGAACUGUCGACAAAGUAUUUGGGCGUCUCAACAACCACUCAGGCCUCCGCCCACGCACCCUGGAACUAUGGACACAACAACCUGAAGGAUUGGCCCAGUCUGGACAACAUGGGGGACUCAUCGCCCGUCAACACUGACGGAGGCACCUGCUUUGUCGCACGUACUGGCGGAUGGGACCCAUUUGUCGUCUGGAUUGUCUCGCCUGGCCAGACCAGAACCGAGACCUUGCAGGAGCACUCCCAGCGUCACCCAGGAUUCCCUCCUCCUCCCGCGAUUGCGAUCAACUCUCCGGCCGAGAAUUCGCCUCAGAUACCUAUUCACUAUAACCAGCCCAUUGUCCUGCAGUGCCUCUCAACCGGUCUGGUCAGCCCCGUGAUGGUCAUCCGCAAGGUCGACAAGGGAAGCAUGGUCCUCGGUGGUGGCUCUGCAGGUCAUUCCUCUGCCGAGUACGAUCAAGAGGCGAUUGGUGACCCCGUGUCGCAGUUGCACAAGGUCGCCUUCCAGAUCACCGGACAGGCUACUCCCGCCACCACCUUCUCGCAUGCCAAGCUCCAACAAGGAACUUACUUGGCAUGCUUGGGCGACGUGGUCGGUAUGCAGCGGGCCAACGAGGGCAAGCGGUACUUACCUGACCCCAAGUUGGUUCCCUCUCCUGCCAGCGAAAGUGCGAACCCGUUCUCGAUGGACAUUGUGCCCGAGGUCCCUGAGAGCAAUGUCCCAGAAGGGCUCAUGGAGGCUUGGUCGGCAGCAGAUGACCGCGCUAUGGGGAUGGGGCCCUGCCAGGCAGAAAAAUCGAUGGUCACUACGGCAGAUGGACACCGGAUUGAGCGCAAGAGACGUGUUUCGUCGUCGGUUGUGAUCAAGUCCACGGGUGCUACCACCAAGGCGGCUGUCAAGGCUCGGCGGCGUGUCAGCAGUAUGAGUGCUACACAGUCGGAAGCUCAACGGAUCCGGGCGAGCGCAUUGGUAGCCAACCAUCAGCAGCAGCAGACUGCCGUUCAUACCUAUGUCAACAUUCACUCUUCGUCAAACGGCGGUUCGGAUGCCAAGGAGAAGCCAGUUAAGGAGAGCAGCAAAGCCCAGGCUCUUCAACAGCAGCGUCGUUGCUCUUCUGUCUGGACAGAGGAUGUCACUGAUGCUGCUGUCUGGACCAUUGUUGGAACAGAUUGCGCGCAGUACAACUUUUGCACGCCUGGAGGAUCGGAUGCAAUGUCGUUGCCCCGUUCACCAGUGACACCGUCGCCCAAGGUCGUGGAGGUCUCUUUGAAUGGUCAAAACUAUGGAAACCGUGCAACCCCUGGUCCGAUUUCGGUCAACAGUGGCUCUGGUUCUGGCUCCGGAAGUAAGUCAUCCAGCAAGGGACACGGUGGCCAUGGACAGAACAAAGCACUCCGAGUCAUGGAGCCCAACUUGCAUGGCCAUGGACAACACGGCGGUCACCACGACCAUAACGGUCAACAUCAUCAUCACCAACGCAACGGCAGCAACGCUUCUGCAGGCGGUAGCGGUGGAUUGUUCAAUACGACACUGCCCAUGCGGUUGAUGACUUUGAAGGGCCAAGGAUUCAGCCCGGAUCUGUCGGUCUGGUUUGGUACGAUCAAGGCACCCGUGACGGAACUCCAAUCGGGCGAGAUCCUGGUGGCCCAUGUGCCUGAGGAGGUGUCAUUGGGAUCGUCGUUCUAUUUUACCAAGGACGACGAUGAGGAUGAUGCGGAGGAUGGUGAUGACGAUGAAUCUCGUUCUUCAAUGCUUGUAGGAGACGGUAGUGAUGGAUCUGGUAGCCCCACUGGCACAGCAACAACAACAGGCGAUCAGCAACAGGACCGGUUCCACAGGAAGCGUGUCAAAGGGCAGUUUGAAUCGGACCGUGUGCCGAUCCUGCUGGUUCGCAAGGAUGGCGUGGUCUACCGAUCAGGCCACAGUAUCACCCUUGGGUGA